Messenger RNA from Aspergillus pseudonomiae, 969 nucleotides. RefSeq names its product thiamine pyrophosphokinase-related protein. The record is from RefSeq and is a predicted model, not a curated record. The transcript is spliced from 2 exons. The coding region runs from base 1 to 969 and encodes 322 amino acids. NCBI's taxonomy places the organism in Eukaryota, Fungi, Ascomycota, Eurotiomycetes, Eurotiales, Aspergillaceae. Gene Ontology annotation, molecular function: 8-oxo-dGDP phosphatase activity.
AUGGCCAAAUCCAACCUGGACCUGGUUGAUGAAUGCGAUAAAUUUCCAUAUUACGAGGAUAACCCCGCAUUCUACGCAGCCCACUUAAAGAAACACCACGCCUUCAAGGUCAAUGGAUGCGAUGCGGUAUUGGGAUACAUACCCAACUCGGCCGUGGCCAAGUUCCACUGGCCCGCUGAACACUGGACAGUGGACUCUACCAACCAGACCGUCACACUGAACACUGCUGCAGAUGCAACUCCGGAGCAGCGCAGUAAGGUCAUGGAUGAGACCUUGAGAGCGGAGGCCAAACGGGGAAGGUUUGAGAUUCUAAAGGGGUGGCGGAAUGAAAUGUACGCCGUUUAUGCCCCCGGGGGUAAGUUCUUCCUCGAGAUGGAACGGUGCGCCACCCCAUUGUUUGGUGUUGUGUCGUAUGGUGUGCACGCCACCUGUUACGUGGAAGACGAGCAAGGUCUGCAGUUCUGGGUGCCGAAGCGCGCAAAGACCAAGCAGACAUACCCUGGAAUGCUCGAUAAUUCCGUGGCCGGGGGAAUGAGCACCAACGAACGUCCCUUUGAAUGUCUUGUUCGUGAAGCAGAGGAAGAGGCAUCUCUGCCUGGGGACGUCAUCAGGGCCACUGCCAAGUCAGUAGGUUGCGUUUCGUAUUUCUAUGUGCGGGACUCUCGGGCCGGAGGCGAAGUCGAUCUGCUACAACCAGAGGUAGAGUAUGUCUACGACAUCAAGCUUAAUCGGGACAUUGUUCCCAAGCCCAGUGACGGUGAGGUGGAAGAAUUUAAGUUGUAUACCGUUGAAGAAACGAAGAAGGCUCUUGCAAACGGGGAGUUCAAGCCCAAUUGCGCAGUCGUCUUCAUUGAUUUCUUCAUUAGGCAUGGCAUCUUGACCCCUGAGAAUGAACCCGACUAUUUCCAGAUCCUGACGAGGAUGCACCGCCGCUUUGAAUUCCCAACAGCGUCGCAUUUCGCAAACUGA